Candidula unifasciata is the source of this 2388-nucleotide messenger RNA. Lineage: Eukaryota; Metazoa; Mollusca; Gastropoda; Stylommatophora; Geomitridae. The record is from the annotation of a GenBank genome assembly.
AUGGCGGACGAGGAGAUGACAGAUGCAGAGCUUGUAGCAGAGCUGAGACAGUACGGCGAGGAAAUACCGCUCCCGCUCAAACCCAACAAGCGACAAAUUCUUUUAAAGAAACUUAAUCAUCUUAAAGCACGGAGCAUUACCCAAAACAGUAAACAGUCGGUUAAGACGCCAUCGGCAAACUACAGUCGCACUGCUCGUUCCUCACAAUCACAAUUGAAUAAUCGGGGAGACGGACAUACUGCUAGCUCGUAUACUCAUAGUGAGUCAAGUAAUGCAAAUAGUAAUAGAACCGCCGCAGCGGCGUCUCCGCAGUUGAACGAUAGCAGGUCCCGGCGAUAUUCAAAUAAUUUAGAGCGCACACAAGCGUUAAACGGCGAUAAGCACAAUUUGGAGGAUAGCGACGGGGAACAUGUGGCGAAUUCGCCGAAUUCAUCCUAUCUUAGCAGCUUGACUAGGUCAAGUAACUCCAAGAAUCAUGUGCAUGGUCAGAAUACAAGCACUAAUCAUGUGAAUAGCAUUGCUAGGGAGAAUCAAGAGAGGAAACGAUCAUCACAGUUGUCUGACAGUGUGUUUAGAACACUCAGGCGUCGUACUGUUGAACCACCACCCCAGCGACGUCCUCAGAGGAGUAGUGUUCUAGAAGUGAGCACAGAAAAGAGCAGGUUAAGUAGAAGCUUCAAUGAGAGUAGUGAUGGAGAGAUAGCAGUGCCGUCACCAGCAAGAUCUAAGCUCUAUUCUGGCGCGAACAAUGUGAAUCCAUUGCUCUCAAGGCAAGAUGAUAAUAGAUUUGAAUCAUCGGACUCAGAUUUUGACGAAGGCACAACAGUUCUAGUGGAAAAUAAAAGACUUCGCAACAGCUCUUUCCCCAGUGUUCAUCAUUCAGGAAGACAUGAUUCUAGCCACACUGAAUACCUUUCAUCAAAUAAGUCAUCAUCAUAUUUGAACAGCUCUAAUACGACGCAUCAUCCAAGACUGUAUCCAUGGCGCAGAAACUAUUUGAACGGGCACCACAGAGUUCAGCAGUAUCGUUCUUGGUACCUGGAGAUUCUCCCACAAGUGUUGAUAGGAGUGGCUGCUCUCUUUUUUAUUUCUUUGUCUGUCACUUACAUUGUGAUACACAAAGACUUUUUCUUCUCUUGGUUUUCUUCGUCAAGCAACAUAGGUACUGGAGAUCAUCUGCUUUUGUGCAAGAAUGGCAUGCCAAGUCAGGACUGUUUUAAUAAAGACGAAGUGGACAGAACCUUGAAAAUUAUUGAGAAAUUGUUUGACGAGCUGAGCACACUUAAAGGAGUGGCCCAGUGUGAUUCUUCCAGAGAAAUUGACCCUACUAUAAGAACUGAAGUGCUGCUGGAUAGAAUAAAGGCAGAAACGUUAUCAUUACCGAAUGCUCAGAGGUUACAUGAAUGCUGUCUGAGGCAUAUCCUGGCUAAUCCACAUUGGAAUAUAAGAGCUCAAACAGCAGAUGGUUCAUCAGCAAGUGAUCUCAAGGAUAUUGCUAAAUUACAGUCUGAAGUGGCUGCUAUGGGGUUCCUAUGUCGACUGCGGAGGUCAUUUUCUACAGUCCUGUAUGGAAUCUUCACAGUGAUUGUUGUGCUUGCUGCCAUCCUUCUGCUGUUGGCAUCCAUCAAGUACAAGCUGAAACAAAAAGAGGUUGAGCAGAAGGAGGUGUACGCUAUGGUGGAAAAUAUUAUUGACAUUCUGCAAAACCAUUAUGAGCAGACAAAGGGAGAGGAUUCUAGUGACUCACAGUACCUAGCUGUACAGCACGUUCGAGACCAGCUACUUCCCCCAUCAAAAAGACGAAAAAUGCAGCCCAUUUGGGACAAAGCUGUGAAGUUUAUAGGAGCCAACGAGUCUCGCAUCAGGUUAGAAACACGGCUCAUUCAUGGGGACGAGUUUGAAGUUUGGCAUUGGAUACAGCCGGCAUUACAUAAUGGCAAGAUUUGGCAAGGACAAGCAUUUGGUGAGAACAGUGAGAACAAGGGCAAUAACCCAGUCAUCUACAGCCCGACCCCAUGCCUGAAGAUCCGCAACAUGUUUGACAGCAAUGUUGAAAAUGAAGACAACUGGGAAGACUGUGUGACAGAUGCCAUUUUGGAAAAGUGUAAGACCAUUGACAGCAUUGUACAUAUCUUUGUGGACGUUGACUCGAGGGAGGGCUGUGUCUACUUGAAGUGUUCCAGCUGCGAAGCAGCAGGCAAGGCUCGGCUUUCUCUCCAUGGCUGGUGGUUUGAUGGUCGACUGGUUACAGUAAAACAUCUGAAAACUGACCACUAUCACAAACGGUGGCCAGAGGCGCGGGAUGCCACAAAGCCUUUAAAACCAUCGACUGACCAGAUGCGGUCACUGUCGCAGCCCUACUACCGCUCUUCCUUAGAAAUGACCUAA